Esox lucius (northern pike) is the source of this 1890-nucleotide messenger RNA. It is a transcript of the gene hoxa10b, whose product is annotated as homeobox A10b. Gene Ontology annotation, molecular function: DNA-binding transcription factor activity, RNA polymerase II-specific; RNA polymerase II cis-regulatory region sequence-specific DNA binding. Bases 141 to 1220 code for a protein of 359 amino acids. Gene Ontology annotation, biological process: regulation of transcription by RNA polymerase II. The transcript has 2 exons. The record is from RefSeq and is a predicted model, not a curated record. Lineage: Eukaryota; Metazoa; Chordata; Actinopteri; Esociformes; Esocidae. Gene Ontology annotation, cellular component: nucleus.
ACAAAAUGAAUACGCCAUACCGACAUUACGUGCUUUGAAUGGGAGGAGUCUCUCGUCUUCUUGUAUUUUAAUUGGCUGUCAGCUAAAGCAUCAAGAAGUGUGAAUAUCAGUAAUUAUAUUCAGCAUGUUUUGCACAAGAAAUGUCAGCCAGAAAGGGCUAUCUUCAUCCUCCGUCAAAUUAUACCCCAACGAUGUCAUGCUCCGACAACCAAAGUGGAAAUUCGUUUUUAGUGGACUCCUUAAUCAACGGGCGAAACGAGAGCGGUGCUUCCUAUUACCAAAGUAACGGCGUGUACUUGCCGCCUGGUUCGGAGUACUCCUAUGGACUACCCAACAGCGCUUUUUUCUCGGGUCUCAGUAAACGUAACGAGAGUCAUUCUCAAACCAUGGUACCAUCGUCUGGACAUUAUUCUCAUAUUCAAGGGAUGGAAACGUGGCUAGAGACUUCGAGAUCUUGUCGAGUAGAUCAGCCGAGCAACCAGCAGCCAAUUGCUCAGUGUUCAUUCUCACCCAGCAUCAAAGAGGAGAACGCGUAUUGCCUGUAUGAAUCAGAGAAGUGUCCAAAAGGAUCAACAACAACGGAAGACAUAUCCUAUUCUCGGCUGACACCCGGAUCAUGCCCAAUAAACAACCACAGCACUGUGCCUGUUCCCGGUUACUUCCGCCUGUCUCAGGCGUAUACGGCUUCAAAGGUUUAUCAAGAUGUUCAGCCGAAUCCACAGCCGACUCACUUCGCUCUUCAACGACCGGUGCGUUUCGAAACGCCGCCUUCAGCAACACCAGUAGUGGACACAGGCCGGAGUGAGAGUGAAGUUCCAUCUGCCCCAACGCAAUGCACUCCGGCCCCCCUAACAGAUGAGGAAACCCGGGCAUCGUCUGCGGAAGGCUCGUCCUCCCCCGAACCCACCGAAAGCUGUGCAGGAAGUCCAGAUAAACCUAUCAAAGAAGAUGAAAAAACUGCAACCAAAGCCAACUGGCUGACAGCGAAGAGUGGCCGAAAAAAGCGUUGUCCUUAUACCAAGCAUCAGACACUUGAGCUGGAGAAAGAAUUUCUCUAUAACAUGUACUUGACUCGAGAGCGUCGUCUGGAAAUCAGCCGCAGUGUCCACCUGACAGACAGGCAAGUCAAAAUCUGGUUCCAGAACCGAAGAAUGAAACUCAAAAAAAUGAGCCGGGAAAACAGAAUUCGGGAGCUAUCUAACAACUUCAGUUUUUCGUGAGACAUUUAUGCGGUCUUUGGCGCCCUCCUCCAUCAGUGGCGAGGGCGCCUUCCCUCGAGAAACCCUGGAGUGAAUAUGGCCAUGUACAGGAUAGGCCUACUAUUGCUAAUUUAUUGAUAUGUUGUUUUGUUGACGUUUUAUUUGUUUACGUCUGUUUUGUUUGUCGUGAUAACGUAUUUAUACGGUCAUAAGAUGCUUGCAUGGUCUAAAACAAUGUAAGAAGUUGUCGAAAAUAUAGAUAUGGAACAACGUGUUUCACAGCUGCACAAUAUUGGCAUUUGUUGUACAUAAUAUGUAUAAAGCCUUGAACCUGAAGCAUUGACUUUGCAUGCUGGAAUAGCUCUUGAGGAAAUGUUGUAACCUUUAGCAAUAUAGGCUUAAGUUAUGUCAUGUCUAAAGGGCGUCGAGGGGGCUAAUAUUUCAUAUUUGCCCAUGUUGCUUGGAUCCUGCCUAAAGCAUCAAUAACUGUUUUGUUAAGGCUUUUAUUUAUACACAAAAACUAUGUGAGAAUUGUAUUGUUUACAAUUUAUUUGACUUCUUGCUGAGGGUGAUUUCAUGUAUUUAUUCUUCUCUCCAUCCGUUUUAAUGUUACACUGUGAAAGAGUGAUUCGAUGCUAUGAGGGUUUUGGGCUUAGGCUACAUAAGCAAAUAAAGACAUGGCAUGUUUUUA